AUGGUUCAGUACCAUUUUGUGGCCCUCGCCGCCGCCGCCACCGCCGUCACGGCCAAGAUCUCGGUCCAGGUACAUCGCAACUUGGAAGUCGCCAAGCAGUCGAACGUCGUGGUCAAAUAUCACUGUGACGAGGCCCACGAAACCCACCGCCGCCGACUCAAGGCCGGCGCGUCUCGCUCCGAAACCAUCGCGUCGCUGGUUGGUUUGUUGAAGGAGCACACCACCAAGUCACAGGCGCCGGUCAAAUCGCUCCUGGCCAACCAAGUUGAAUCGGCGGCUGUGGAAGUGGCCACGACAUGGAUCGACUGCUCCACGUACAUCGACAACGCCCCCAACGACCUCAUCAACGAGAUCGCGGUGUUGCCGGAAGUCAAAUCCAUUGACGAGCCAGUUGUGAUGGCAUUCGCUGAAUCCAAAAGCGGCGUCCAAGAAGAGAGUGCUGUCAAUGAGGUCAGCGGAUGGGGGGUCGAUAGGAUCCAAGCGCCGGCGCUGUGGGCCAAAGGUAUCAAGGGCGACGGCAUUGUCGUGGCCAGCAUCGACACCGGGGUUCGCUAUACCCACGAGGCGUUGAAGUCCAACUGGCGAAGUGAAUACGGUUGGUUCGACCCGUACAACAAGACUGAGCUGCCCAACGACUCGUCGGGCCGCGGCACUCACGCCAUGGGCAUCAUGGUGGGAAACACGCAAGGUAUUGGUGUCGCCCCCAAUGCCAAGUGGAUUGCGUGCAAAGGGUGCGAGGACGACUCGUGCCAGCAACAUAUGCUGGUGCAAUGCGCUCAAUUCCUAUUUUGCCCCCACGAUAAAGACGGCAACAACCCCGACUGCGACAAGGCCCCUCAUGUGAUCUCCAACAACUGGGGGGGGUCCGCGACCUUUGCCAUUAAAUCAGUGAUUGCAUCGUGGCGAAGUGCGGGAAUCAUUCCCGUGUUUGCGAACGGCGACAAUGGCUCUAAAGGAUGUGGGUAUAUGGAUUAUCCAGCCGCAUCCCCUGAAGUGAUUUCUGUCGGCUCCAUUGACACCAGGGGUUACGUGACGGGCAGUUCAAGUUUGGGACCUUCCACAGUGGGCGACCUCAAACCAGACAUUUCGGCUCCUGGUAGCCUCAUCCGUUCCGCAGUACACUCGGAUGACGAUAGCCUUUGGUUCAGAUCUGGCACGAGCAUGGCUGCGGCUCAUGUUUCUGGAGCCAUUGCCUUGUACUUGUCUGCAAACAAAGACGCCACGUAUGACCAUGUGUACACGGCCCUGGCCAAAAAUGUGGACACGGACACGUUAUUUCCGUCCGAUAAGACCUGCGGUGGUAUACCCAACACGCAAUACCCCAACAACGUCUAUGGCUACGGCCUCUUGAACAUCUUUAAGGCCGCGACUGCUCCUCCCCCGAAGUGUACCACUUGGGUCGAUAAUUUCGAGGUCAGCGGGAAGGACAUCAAGGCAGUGCCCAAACUCACCGCCGACGAAUGUUGCGACGAAUGCCACAACACUCCCAACUGCAAUGCGUUUACGUUUACGCAAGACAACGGUGGCACGUGCUGGCUUAAAGCUGUUUUUGGUGAAUUUAGGCACAAGUACAAAGAAGGCUCCAAGUCUGCACGAGUACUCCACCCAAUCAACCCCCCAACCAUUUGUGGCACCUUGGAAGAAAACACGGACUAUCCUGGCAACGACAUCACCUCCACGAGUCAAACCUCCGCCGACGCGUGUUGUGGGGAUUGCAAAGCGACUUCUGGGUGCAAACUGUUCGUGUGGUCCAAGCACAACGGCGGGACCUGCUGGCUCAAGCACACCCAAGGCGCCAAGGUGACUGUGGUUGGAGCCAAGGCAAGCCUUUUCCUGGCAGGACCACCGUCGUGCGGCGCCGUCGAGUCAAACGUGGACUUUGUGGGCCAAGACGUCGCGAACGUGAAGGCGGACCAAGCGGUCGACUGCUGCGCAGCGUGCCAAAGCAACCAAGCGUGCAAUGCGUACAGUUGGUCCAGUGGCGUGUGCUACUUGAAGGGUCGUCGGGCGGAGACGAAAAUGACGUCUGGGGUGGUGUCCGUCCGCGUGUACAAGUGCAGUUCGUUGGAGUCGGAUGUGAAUUACGUGGGCUACGACCUGUCGGCAGUAGAAGCUGACGUGGCGGACUGCUGUGCAAUCUGUCGUCAAACGAGUAAUUGUGGCGCGUUUAGCUGGGGCAAUGGCGUGUGCUACCUGAAGACCUCCAAGGGAGGCAGGCAAACCUUCGGCGGAGCGAAGUCUGCAGUGGUGAACUAAUGCGUGG
This is a messenger RNA of Aphanomyces astaci, 2263 nucleotides long. RefSeq lists its product as hypothetical. Bases 1 to 2256 code for a protein of 751 amino acids. The transcript has a single exon. Gene Ontology annotation, biological process: proteolysis. Gene Ontology annotation, molecular function: serine-type endopeptidase activity; protein binding. Gene Ontology annotation, cellular component: extracellular region. The record is from RefSeq and is a predicted model, not a curated record. NCBI's taxonomy places the organism in Eukaryota, Oomycota, Saprolegniomycetes, Saprolegniales, Verrucalvaceae.